This is a messenger RNA of Pistacia vera, 877 nucleotides long. Its product is annotated as 30S ribosomal protein S16-2, chloroplastic/mitochondrial-like. NCBI's taxonomy places the organism in Eukaryota, Viridiplantae, Streptophyta, Magnoliopsida, Sapindales, Anacardiaceae. Gene Ontology annotation, cellular component: small ribosomal subunit; ribosome. The transcript has 3 exons. Gene Ontology annotation, biological process: mitochondrial translation. The record is from RefSeq and is a predicted model, not a curated record. Gene Ontology annotation, molecular function: structural constituent of ribosome. The coding region runs from base 132 to 542 and encodes 136 amino acids.
GUAGUGUCAUCCAGCAAACAAAAACCGUAAACCCCACCGAAAGACAGUGUGAAAUUUUUGUUGUGGCAACCAAAGCAUAAACCCCAGGAAGCAGCGGUCUGAGCAAUUAGUUUCUGAGAUUUUGAGAAAAAAUGGUGGUGAGGAUCCGAUUGGCGAGAUUCGGAUGCAAGAACAAGCCAUUUUAUCGGGUCAUGGCUGCUGAUAGCAGAUCACCCAGAGAUGGCAAGCAUCUCGAAGUAUUAGGUUACUAUAAUCCCUUGCCAGGUCAAGAUGGUGGCAAACGAAUGGGCAUUAAUUUUGAAAGAGUGAAGUAUUGGUUAUCAGUUGGUGCUCAGCCUUCAGAUCCUGUCCAACACAUUCUUUUCAGGGCAGGGUUACUGCCUCCACCACCUAUGGUGGCAAUGGGGCGCAAAGGUGGACCUCGUGACACACGUCCUAUCGAUCCUAUGACAGGGCGUUUCUUGAAUUCUGAGAAGCCAGCCAUUGCUGACCAAUCAAAAAGUGAUGCAGAUGAUAGUGCAGAACCAGCAACUUCCCCAUGAAACUUUUCAUUUCUGCAGCUAUAUUUGAUGGAAAAAGAGAGAGCGGUGGUUCCAUAAAAAUCUACAUGUGCUCUGAUUUUCUCAAAAAUUAUCUUCCAACAAUAACUCCUGCCUUCUCUGUAGACAUGUAAGCUUAUGUAGAGAUUUUCUUAAUCCCGCAUAGUAAUAUUAAGUGUUAUUCAAUGGUGAUUUGAUUGAGUAUUGACAUUUUCUAGGUUGAGAAUGAAACUUACUAUGCUUUGCUGCUAAACUGUAUUUGAGUAUCUUUGUUAGUGUGUGCACGUCAAAGUUCUUGAUGGUUCUCCAAUGUAGUAUCUUUCAUUUAUGCAGCAACA